AUGUUGACCCUUGUUCUGGCCAUUCCCACUUUCGUUCUGGGUAUAGUGUACAUGAGUCUUGUGCCAGACACCAACUCCACCAAGCAUUUCCUGAUGAAGCCGUGGGUAUCUGGUCUCAGCCGCAAUGAGAUUAUACUCUGUCUCCUCGCCACGCCGGUGUACUUUUUUGCAGCCGACGUCUUUCACGUCAGAGCCAUAAAGGAGCUGAGGACUCUUUGGCGUAGUAGCAGCCGUACGCCGUUCUUGCAGCGAUUCUACAAAUUUGGCAGCAUGAACAUGCUCAUGUCUCUCGGAACAAGCAUUGCGUAUUGGUCUUCCAUCGGCCAGAUGAUUGCGGCGGGAGCCGAUGGUGAUGCUGAUAUCCCCGAGGAUCGGUUCUAUUUCGACUCUGUCGUCUUCUUGACCCUCUUCCUUCUUGCCGGUCGGCUGAUUGAGGCGUACAGCAAGUCCAAGGCGGGAAAUGCCGUGGAAGCGCUGGCAAAGCUGAGGCCCACUACUGCUCUGCUUGUAGAGCAAGAUAAGCUACAAGGCCAGAUUACUACGACGAUAGACAUGGACCAGCUGGAGCACGGAGACGUUAUUCGAGUGCCUCACGGCUCAUCACCGCCAGUUGAUGGCGUGAUUCUGUCUGGCGAGACGACUUUUGAUGAAUCGAGUCUGACAGGCGAAUCAAGGCCCAUCAAAAAGGGCGAAGGAGACGAGGUGUUUGCGGGAACCGUCAAUAAGGGAGCUGCGGUAGUGGUCAAGGUCACGGGAACUUCUGGCAAGUCUAUGCUUGAUCAAAUUGUCGAGGUCGUCAGAGAAGGGCAAGCCAAGAGAGCACCAAUGGAGCAAGUAGCCGACCUAUUGACAUCGUACUUUGUCCCGGUGGUGACUCUGAUAGCCAUCAUCACAUGGGCCGUCUGGAUGGCGCUCUCGUUUACUCAUAAUGUGUCAAGUGACGAGUUGGAUUCAUCAGGUGGUUCAACCGCGUUUGCCUUCCAGUUUGCCAUUGCCGUGUUUGUUGUGGCUUGCCCGUGUGGGCUGGGUUUGGCUGCUCCAACGGCGAUUUUCGUCGGCGGAGGUCUCGCAGCCAAGUACGGAAUCUUGGUCAAGGGCGGCGGUGAGGCAUUUGAGAAAGCCAGCAAAGUGGGCUGCGUGGUCUUUGACAAGACAGGAACACUUACGGUCGGAGGAGAACCUCAAAUCACCGAUUCUGCUCUCUUCCCUGAUGGAGCCGUCGAUGGACUCAGCGAAGGGACUCUCCUCUCUGCCAUGAAAGCUACGGAAGAAAACAGCAGCCACCCCAUUGCAAAGGCCAUAGUUGGAUUCUGCAAGACGGAUGCCAAGCCGGUUGAGCUCGAGCAGAUUGAAGAGGUGCCGGGCAAGGGCAUCAAGGCCAGCUGCAAGAAUCAGGCUUUCGACAUUGCUGUGGGCAAUGAGAGCCUGAUGAAAGACUUGUCUGCCCGAAUAUCUUCCAACGUCAGGGGCUUGCUGGAGACGUGGAAGCAGGAAGCCAAAUCUGUUGCACUCAUCGCAACACGGCUUCAUGAUGGCGGCAAGUGGGCAGUCACUGCCGUGCUCUCCAUCUCGGACCCCAUCCGUGAAGAAACGCUGCCAGUCCUUGAAGCACUACAGAAGCGAGGAGUGGAGGUAUGGAUGCUCUCAGGAGACAAUGUGACCACGGCACAGGCCGUGGCUCAGAGGGUGGGCAUCCCCACGUCCAACGUGCUGGCUGAGGUUUUGCCCUCGGAAAAGGCGGCCAAGAUCAGUUAUCUCCAAGGCUCGAUGGGCAGCAACGGUCAGCGUCCGAUGGUCGCCAUGGUGGGAGACGGCAUCAACGACUCGCCGGCGCUUACGACGGCGGACGUGGGCAUCGCCAUUGGCUCCGGCAGCGACGUGGCUAUUUCGAGCGCCGACUUUGUGCUUGCCACGUCGAACCUGCACUCGGUGCUGACGCUCCUGGACCUCAGCCGUGUCGUCUUCCGCCGCAUCAAGAUCAACUUUGGGUGGGCGGCUGUGUACAAUGUGUGUGCGAUCCCUAUUGCAGCCGGGUGUCUGUACGCCAUCAAGACGUCGAGUGGCUCGCACGUCAAGCUGGACCCCGUGUGGGCCUCGCUGGCCAUGGCUCUUUCGAGCAUCAGUGUGGUGUUGAGCAGUCUGAGCCUGCGGACGAAGAUUCCUUGGCUUGGAUUCCGCAAUAAGCAGGUUGUGUGA
This is a messenger RNA of Trichoderma breve, 2196 nucleotides long. RefSeq names its product e1-E2 ATPase domain-containing protein. The coding region runs from base 1 to 2196 and encodes 731 amino acids. Gene Ontology annotation, cellular component: membrane. Gene Ontology annotation, biological process: monoatomic cation transport; copper ion homeostasis. The transcript has a single exon. The record is from RefSeq and is a predicted model, not a curated record. Gene Ontology annotation, molecular function: ATP hydrolysis activity; copper ion binding; ATP binding. Lineage: Eukaryota; Fungi; Ascomycota; Sordariomycetes; Hypocreales; Hypocreaceae.